This is a messenger RNA of Lasiosphaeria miniovina, 1224 nucleotides long. RefSeq lists its product as uncharacterized. The coding region runs from base 1 to 1224 and encodes 407 amino acids. Gene Ontology annotation, molecular function: dephospho-CoA kinase activity. NCBI's taxonomy places the organism in Eukaryota, Fungi, Ascomycota, Sordariomycetes, Sordariales, Lasiosphaeriaceae. The transcript has a single exon. The record is from RefSeq and is a predicted model, not a curated record. Gene Ontology annotation, biological process: coenzyme A biosynthetic process.
AUGAAGCAGCGGGACAAACUCCCCUCGCUCCUCCUUCUCCCCUUCCCGCCGGACCCCUCAGACCGCCACUUGCUCGGUGCGGCGUACCGGCCCUCGCUCGUAGCUGCGCUCUCGAGGCUGAAGAGCCCGACGGCCGCGGCAAGGCUCACGGUUGCCGUACCCUGUCCCAUCUUGCACGGCCCCUAUCUUCGCUCCAAGACGCUGUCGUGGCCCCAUGCCCAAGCCCUAGUCGCCGGCAUCUACGCCAUCGUCGCCGUCGUGUGCUCGCAGUUGUCCAUCGCAACCGAGGUCAAUGGCGGGCCCGGCUCUGUCGACACUACAGUUGUCCUGAUCGACCACGACCGCAACAAGCGCUUCUCGUCCGACUUCCGCCCCAGCAUCGAGCCCAACAACACGGUCGUCGUGGACCUUGCCACCUUCGCGUCUGCUUACCACCCCUGGAACCUCAUCUUCCAUGUCAGCAACGAGCUCGGGACCCAGCUGCACCAGGCCUAUCUCAGGUUUGCCGAGGGCAAGCAGACCCUUCUCCAGGAGCAGCUUGUCCCGGUAGAAGGCGGCCUGACCAUGAACGUCGCCAAGCCGGGCCCUUCUGCGUCGCCUCCGCAAACCACAGGCCGUGCCACCGUCUGCCUGGGCGGGACCUUUGACUACCUGCACCCAGGGCAUAAGCUACUCCUGACGGCCGGCGCCCUGCUGCUUCAGGUGCCCAGGAAGGACUCGGGCGAGUCUUGUCGCUACAUCAUUGGCAUCACUGGCGAAGAGCUGCUCAAGAACAAGAUGUACGCCGAGUACGUGCAGUCCUGGGACGAGCGGGCCCGGAACGUAAUAUCGUUCCUCUCGCAGAUUCUGCAGCUCUCGGACCGCGGGUGGAAGGACGCCGCGCCGGCCGCGCCGGUCGAAGAGAAGGACGGCGACUUCCAAGCCUCGUUCCGCAACGGCACCAUCCGCGUGCAGUGCGUCCGCAUACAGGACCCCUUCGGCCCCACCAUCACCGUAGCAGACAUCGAUGCGCUGGUGGUGUCUGGCGAGACGAGGUCAGGCGGGCGCGCUGUCAACGACCGCCGCACUGAGCAGGGGUGGCGCGCUCUGGAAGUUUUUGAGGUCGACGUCCUCGACGCAGAGGAGGUGUCGGACGAAGCUACCAAGACGGAGAGCUUCGCUUCAAAGAUCAGCAGCUCGGCGAUCCGACAGCAGCGGGCGCAGGCAAAUCUCCAAGCAAAAUAA